Messenger RNA from Molossus molossus (Pallas's mastiff bat), 1547 nucleotides. RefSeq names its product G protein-coupled receptor 6 (gene GPR6). Gene Ontology annotation, biological process: G protein-coupled receptor signaling pathway. The transcript has a single exon. Lineage: Eukaryota; Metazoa; Chordata; Mammalia; Chiroptera; Molossidae. Gene Ontology annotation, molecular function: sphingosine-1-phosphate receptor activity. The record is from RefSeq and is a predicted model, not a curated record. Bases 101 to 1198 code for a protein of 365 amino acids. Gene Ontology annotation, cellular component: membrane.
UAGGAACCGGACACUUGCGCUUGGGGAAGUUCCUUGGCAACUUGAGCGCAGACCUGAUGCUUGCUGUCCCUCUCCACACAGGGUGCAGUGUCCGGCCCCGAUGAACGCGAUGAACGUGAGCACGUCUUCACUCAACGAGUCCCAAGUGGUGGCAGUGACCGCCGAGGGAGCGGCGGUGGCGGCCACAGCGGCAGGGGCGAGAGAAACUAGUGAAUGGGGGCAUCCUGCAGCGACGGCGCUGGGAGGCGGGGGCGUGGCUAACGGGUCGCUGGAGCUGUCUUCGCAGAUGUCCGCGGGACCGCCUGGGCUGCUACUGUCCGCCGUUAAUCCAUGGGAUGUGUUGCUGUGCGUGUCGGGGACGGUGAUUGCAGGAGAAAAUGCGCUGGUAGUGGCGCUCAUCGCGUCCACCCCGGCGCUGCGCACGCCCAUGUUUGUGCUGGUGGGCAGCUUGGCCACCGCCGACCUGCUGGCGGGCUGCGGACUCAUCCUGCACUUCGUGUUCCAGUACGUGGUGCCCUCGGAGACUGUGAGCCUGCUCACGGUGGGCUUCCUCGUGUCCUCCUUUGCUGCCUCGGUCAGCAGUCUGCUGGCCAUAACGGUGGACCGCUACCUUUCCCUCUACAAAGCGCUCACUUACUACUCGCGGCGGACCCUGUUGGGCGUGCACCUUCUGCUCGCCGUCACCUGGACCGUGUCCCUAGGCCUUGGGUUGCUGCCGGUGCUCGGCUGGAACUGCCUAGCAGAGCGUGCCGCCUGUAGCGUGGUGAGCCCUCUAACGCGCAGCCACGUGGCGCUGCUCUCCGCGGCCUUCUUUGCGGUCUUCGGCAUCAUGUUGCACCUGUACGUGCGCAUCUGCCAGGUGGUCUGGCGCCAUGCGCACCAGAUCGCUCUGCAGCAGCACUGCCUGGCGCCACCCCACCUUGCCGCCACCAGAAAGGGCGUGGGUACGCUGGCCGUGGUGCUGGGUACUUUCGGCGUUAGCUGGCUGCCCUUUGCCAUAUACUGUGUGGUGGGCAGCCACGAAGACCCGGCUGUCUAUACCUAUGCCACCUUGCUGCCUGCCACCUACAACUCCAUGAUCAAUCCUAUCAUCUAUGCCUUCCGCAACCAGGAGAUCCAGCGUGCCCUGUGGCUCCUGCUCUGUGGCUGUUUCCAGUCCAAAGUGUCCUUCCGCUCCAGGUCUCCCAGUGAGGUCUGAAGGCUCCCUCUUUCCUCUCACCAACAUUACACCCCCAACAAGCCAGCCUGUGGGGAGCUUCUCGGUGCCUGCUGAUGAACUCUGAGAUACCAGUAGUGUGACUGACUUUGGAAAGAAAGAAAGAAAGGAAGAAAGAGAGAUAGAGAAUAAACAUACAACAAACUCACAAGGACAAAGGAAUUUGGUGGCACUUUACAUAUACAGUGUAUACAUGUGUACAUAUAUAUACAAAUUAUUUGUAUCUUCUGGAAGUGUUCAGGAUGUGGAACUUUCUGGUCUGUGACAAAACUAACAAAGAUGUGGUUGCAUACUCAAAUUGUACAUCACAUUUGUCAAGUGAACACAUUCC